Molecule: messenger RNA, 3210 nt
Organism: Gadus morhua (Atlantic cod)
Lineage: Eukaryota; Metazoa; Chordata; Actinopteri; Gadiformes; Gadidae
Gene: tmem67
Product: transmembrane protein 67
Exons: 28
Coding region: 46-3000 (984 amino acids)
Biological process (GO): cilium assembly
Cellular component (GO): ciliary transition zone; MKS complex
Source: RefSeq, a predicted model, not a curated record
AGGUUUCUGGGUAAAUGACAGGAAGCGGAUUUCUGUUUAUUUACCAUGGCGACGGAGACGCUGAAUACUGAUAUCCGCAGGCUGACUGUAAUGAUAUUUAUCUUAAUUAAAUGUAAUUCUCUUUCCUGCCAGCAGUUUAUCAUCUCCUUUCAGACGGUUUCAGACUGCGUCGUGGGACAUUUCUACGAUGUUUCUAGUCUCUCUUGUGUUCAAUGCGGUGAAGAUCAACGUGCCAGUGCAACAGGACUCGCAUGCGUCUGCCUACCUGGGCACCGUGUUCACAAAUCCAACGGAGCAUCGCUUACAUGUCAACGUUGUCCUCCCGAAAAGCCGGCGGUGACGGAGGAUGGGUUCGGGUGUAUUCGGUGUCCCGGCGGAUUGAGUGAAGAGGGGACGUGUCUGUGCCCUCAAGGGACUGUUCGAGUGGAGAGAGACCUCCAGGGAAACCCGUUGGACGAGGCCAGGUGUGAGGCUUGUAACGGGGAUGGUCCUGCGUUUUCUGUACCAAACAACAAUGGAGACAGCUGUGAGAGAUGUCAGGCUUCAUUUGUAAAUACGUCCAACUCAUGUGUGUGUACCCCUCCUAAUGUGCUGGCAGGAGGAUUAUGUUUGCCACCAAACAAUCUCCCCUCCAAUGUAAACUCCAAUGUUAACUUUGCUGAGUUGGCUCUCCCUGUCCAGUCUGUGUGGUUCCUUAAAAACCUCUACUCCUCAUCCUCCGCAUGUCUGGUCUUCACCAACCUCACGGCGUGCCAGGCUCUAGGGAACAUGUGUGUGAUGAACAUGCACUCCUUCAGCAGCGUGACCAACGAUGCCUGCGGCCUCUUCAACCUCAUCUUCAGAUCCAUGGCCGCUCUGGGCACCACACAGGACAUCUCUUACUGGAGAACUAAUCUGCCGUGGCUUUACUAUGGGGAUCAGCCGGGUCUAGCUGGCCGAGUGCUUCAAACGGAUCCAUUGCCCAUUGAGUUCAGUUUCAAAGGAAGCAAGAAGAAUACGGAUAUUAAGCUGAUUUCGGCGGUGUAUGAUGUAAGAGGGGAGUUCCUGAGAUGGGAGAACGUUAGUGGAGGGUCUCUGCAACUUUGUCCUGAUACGGCUUUAAGACAGAGGGCAGCCUACACUUUUGGAACGGCUUACCAGGAGAGUUGUGACAUGUCGGUAUCAGAGUUGUUGCGUACGUACCCUGAACCACUAUUUUACGACGUGUUUGUUGACCUGAGUCAAGGAGAGGCGCGCAAAUUGCUUGCCGUCCCAUCUCUGGUCCUCAACCAGCAGUAUAACGGCCGCUACGUCAACCAAGAAAACGUGAAAAACUGGUACUUGUCCCGCCGUGUGUUUGUGGUCGACACACUGAGUGGUAGAGAGAAGAGUUUGAGUUCCAAGCCCAAAGCCAUCCGUGUGGCCGCCGACAUCAAGCUACGAUUUCAGCUGGUUCCUGGAACCCAGAAAGGCCAGGCGUUUCCACCGCUGCUCUCCGUGUCUUACAAAGAUGUUUUCCUCACAGAUCUGGCCACGCAAACUGUUCGUGUGUCGUUUGCUGUGGAGUACGAGAUGGAUCAGAAUGAGGCCCGCAAGAGGACAGAUAUUGCUCUAGGUGUGAUGGGGGGCAUGGCUGUCCUGUACUCUCUGUUGAAGACCGUCAGCUGGAAGAGGAGGAUCUCCUCUCCCCUGGUCGACAUGGAGACCUUGCUGAAGUUCCUGUUGUUCUAUGCCGGAGACCUGGCCAAUGUCUUCUUCUGCAUCACUGUGGGAACAGGACUUUACUGGCUCAUCUUUUCCAAAGCCCAGCAGUUUGUCUCCGUGCUGUUGCCUCUGCCAGCGCAGGAGGAGCGCAUGGUGACAUACAUCGGCUGUGCCUUCGCUCUAAAGGCCAUCCAGUUCCUCCACAAGCUGAUCUUGCAGCUAUCCGUCGACAUCUUCCUCAUCGAUUGGGAGAGACCACGAAGUAAAGCGGGCCGUACAGUCAAUGCCUCUGGAGAAGCGAAGCGCGACCCGUCCCCGGUCAGUAUCUGGAGGACCUACUUCGUGGCCAACGAGUGGAACGAGAUCCAGACCAUUCGUAAGAUCAGCCCCACCUUCCAGGUCAUCGCAGUGCUCUUCUUCCUGGAGGUGCUGGGUUUCUCCAACCUGGCCCUGAGGGACCCCUGGUCCACGUUAGAGCGCCCCCCUCAGGCGUACAAGCCUCCCUACAGCCUAACGCUGCGCUAUGCUCUGGCCUCCACUCUCUGGCUGUGCAUUGGACUUCUACAGGUGGUGUUCUUCACCGUGUUCCACGAGCGCUUUGUGGAGGACAAAAUCCGGCAGUUUGUGGACCUCUGCUCCAUCAGCAAUGUCUCCAUGCUUGUGUUGUCACACCAGUGUUUUGGCUACUACAUCCACGGGCGCUCAGUGCACGGCCACGCAGACACCAACAUGGAGGAGAUGAACACCAACCUGAAGAGAGAAGCCGAGUCCUUGUGCGGCCAGCGGGGUCUUCUUCCUAACACGGACACGCAGACCUUCCAGGUCUCCAUCAGCACCCGUCUGCGUCAGCAGUACGACCGCAUCCGGGAGCCCCUCGGCAGGAGGAACGGGCCGUCCCGGUUGGUGGACGCCUCCUCAGCCAAUCCGUUUGAGCAGAGCACCCGGGCCUACAACACCAUGAACCGCUUCCUGGGAUCCGUCAUAGACCACGCUCACCGCGACAUGGACUACAUAGUAAAGGACAAGCUGUUUUUGGAGCGGGUCAUAGGAAUGGAGCUCCUUGAACCCAAUGAAAAAAGCAUAUUCUACAACGACGAGUCGCACUCCUUCAGCGACGUGCUGUUCUACGGGAACGAGGCCACCCUGCUGAUCUUUGACACGCUGUUCUUCUGCGUGGUGGACCUCGGCUCUCAGAGCUUCGUGCUCGCAGCAGUUCUUACAUACGUGCAGCAAAUGAUUUUUCGUUGGAUCAGAGGGGUACUUGGAAGGCGGAACCUGGCCAACAAGACCUUAGUGGAUGAAAGGUUCCUGAUCUAGGAGGGGUCCUUCUUGGAGAACCUGCUCAGCUGUCAGUAUUGCCGCAGUGCUCAAUGCUGUGUGUCACUUAAAUGUUUACACUUUGUGCAGCUGUAGAGUUUUAUACGCUUUUUGUAUAUAUAUUUGUGUUGCAUACAGUGUUUUUACUUUUUUUAUAUGUAAAUUUCAAAUAAACUCAAAUAAAACUUUUCAAAUAUAAUGUUUAUAAAA